AUGAGCUACUGGUACAGCCUAAAGCCACAGUUCCUGUUGAUCUACCUUGUUUCGGCCUGUGUCAAAGUAGAAACAAAACUUGUCCCGUCAAUUUAUCAAGCUGUCAUUAUUAUUUUCUUAUGCAAACUACAAAGUAUAGCAUGUGGUUCAAUACGUAGAUGCAUGUUUUCCGGAGGUGUGCUAAACUGGAAGAAGCUUACUAAAUACCCGAGGUCUGUCUACUCCAGUCAGUCUGAGCAUUUUGCGAUAUCAUUAUCAAGAUUAUUACCAGAAGUCGUUACUGCCAUUAAUUAUUCCUGCACCACCACAAUUACCAAAUCUUCACCAGCCCCUCCAUUGAACCAAUCCCGUCAUGCUCUUCCUUGUGAAGCCAGACUCCGAAGUCCUGAAAAUCAUUCAGUCCUGUAG
Molecule: messenger RNA, 408 nt
Organism: Botrytis sinoallii
Lineage: Eukaryota; Fungi; Ascomycota; Leotiomycetes; Helotiales; Sclerotiniaceae
Exons: 2
Coding region: 1-408 (135 amino acids)
Source: RefSeq, a predicted model, not a curated record